Molecule: messenger RNA, 984 nt
Organism: Brettanomyces nanus
Lineage: Eukaryota; Fungi; Ascomycota; Pichiomycetes; Pichiales; Pichiaceae
Gene: FSF1
Product: Putative alpha-isopropylmalate carrier
Exons: 1
Coding region: 1-984 (327 amino acids)
Biological process (GO): monoatomic ion transport; mitochondrial transmembrane transport
Cellular component (GO): mitochondrial inner membrane
Molecular function (GO): monoatomic ion transmembrane transporter activity
Source: RefSeq, a predicted model, not a curated record
AUGGCAUCAUCAGUUCCUGGCCCAGUGGUUUUACCAGAAUCAAGAUAUGACCUAUCCACGUAUACUGGUAGAGUGAAACAUUGCGCGGAGAUCUCAGAUCCUACCCUGCUUCUAUCAAGUAAAACAGACAUCCAGAAGUCCAGGCAACUCAUUUGGGACUACAAAAAUGGUGUGAUUCCUCGGAUGACCUCGGAAUUAUGGCGUGCCAAGAAGAUAUUGGACUCUUCUGUCCAUCCAGAUACAGGCGAAACCGUUUUCUUCCCUUUCAGAAUGUCUUGCUGUGUUCUUUCCAAUUUGGUAGUCACAGCGGGUAUGCUAACGCCGGGAUUAGGCAGUGUCGGUACUGUCUUUUGGCAAAUAGCCAACCAAUCCUUGAACGUUGCCAUCAACACUGCAAACGGCAACAAGUCACAUCCCCUAACAACCAAGCAGCUUGUGUCCAGUUACUUUUUGGCCGUUGGCUCGUCGUGCGGUGUGGCUCUUGGCUUAAAUUCAGUCAUUCCAAAGUUGAAGAAUGUUGAUGUACACACAAGAUUGAUUCUCGGCAGAUUGGUGCCUUUCGCUGCAGUGGUGGCUGCUGGCAUAGUUAAUGUCUUUCUAAUGAGAGGAGAAGAAAUCAGGCAAGGUAUUUCAGUGUUUGAUAAUGACGGUAAUGAUAUAGGCUCAUCAAAAAAGGCUGCUUUCCAGGCCGUUGGUGAGACUGCUGCCUCCAGAGUAAUCAAUGCUACUCCGAUUAUGGUGAUUCCUCCCUUGAUCUUGCUCAGAUUACAAAAAGGAUUAUUAAGAGGAAGAGGCCUUGGAAUCCAGACUGUUACAAAUAUCGGAUUAAUUGCCGUUACUUCGUUUGCCGUUCUUCCAUUUGCCUUGGCCAUAUUCCCUCAAAGAAGAAUUGUUAAUCCAGAUAGGCUAGAGGAUAAGUUCCACAAUCUCAAGGAUAAAAACGGAAAAGUCAUCUCUGCAGUCCAAUUUAAUAGGGGCUUGUGA